Molecule: messenger RNA, 3866 nt
Organism: Pelmatolapia mariae (spotted tilapia)
Lineage: Eukaryota; Metazoa; Chordata; Actinopteri; Cichliformes; Cichlidae
Gene: arhgef4
Product: Rho guanine nucleotide exchange factor (GEF) 4
Exons: 13
Coding region: 214-2685 (823 amino acids)
Biological process (GO): intracellular signal transduction
Molecular function (GO): guanyl-nucleotide exchange factor activity; protein binding
Source: RefSeq, a predicted model, not a curated record
ACAGGAAGGAUUGCUCUUUCCACUGUCUACGGUUAUCUUGCUACAAGACUUUCUGUUAAUGAAAUCUGUGUGUGUAAAAGAACAAAGGGGUGGAAGAUCAAACAAAGACAUUAACAAACACUAAUUCUAAUCAUGGACAAAGCAGAGGAGUUCAGGAGGGAUCUUUGAAGAUGUAGUACUGGGAAAGAGAAGAGCUUGGACACAUGUAUGUAAAUGCUGGUGUUCGAAGUGUUAAUGUAUGUGAGCCACACCAUGGGAGCUGUACUGAGCUGGUUUGCUAUUCGCGUUUGUGCUCUGAUGCUGCACAGCGGUGAUGCACUGAAGAAAUGGAGACCACAGGAAGCCCCUGACGACUCUCACAACCUCUCUGCAGGAAUGGACUCAGAGGAGAGGGGGUUUGGCACGGUCUCCCUGAAGUGGUGUGAGCAAAGCACAGGAGAUGGGGAAACAUUUGAGUAUUUUGACUCCUGCUCAUGGCACAGCGACAUCCUGUCAGAUUUUAGUGGGGAAGGAGAGGAUUCUGUGGACGCUUUGCUGCGACUGGAGGAUGCCUACAUUUUUCGACAAACAGUGGGAGUCGGCGUCUGCAGUGGGCACACUAAGGCUCGACGCAGAGAAUCAGUAUCAGCAAAGGACAGCCACCGAGAUGUCACAGAGACUUAUGUCAAACCAUCUACUUACAGCAUGAAAAAAGGACCAGAAAACUGUGUGGCACCAAAUCUUCCUUUGAAACUGAGCAAAAAAGACCUUUUUUCAGUUGAGAUCCAACCCCAUUUAAACACAGAGAAACUAAAAGAGCAGUGCAGCUUACAAACUGUUGUUACAGGCGGCACGGAGCCAUGUAGUCUGCAUAUUCAAAAGCAACACAAAACAGAGACAUUUGAUGCAAAGCUAGAUGCUGGAGUCCCCCUGGAGCCCAUCAAGGCCCACUGCUUCUCCCACAGCACCCCCAUCGGUCUUGACUGCUUGGGCAGGAGGAGACAAAUCUCUUAUUCCUCUGCAGUCGCUCCUGAUGGCACAUUUGAAAAGUCAGCGUUUGGGGAUGACCUGAGCAGUGAAGAGGACCUCCUCUAUGAUGAAUUUCGAGGAUCUGGACAUCGUUAUGGACACCCAGGAGGAGGCGGAGGAGAGCAACUUGCCAUCAAUGAGCUCAUCAGUGAUGGCAGUGUGGUGUAUGCAGAGGGGCUCUGGGACCAUGUUACCAUGGAUGACCAGGAGUUGGGUUUCAAGGCUGGUGAUGUCAUUGAAGUAGUGGAUGCAACUAACAAGGAGUGGUGGUGGGGUCGCAUCAUGGACAGUGAGGGCUGGUUCCCUGCCAGCUUUGUACGGUUGCGUGUGAACCAGGAUGAACCCAUGGACGAGUAUCUGGCCCACCUAGAGGAGGCUCAGGCUGGAGAAGAGGACCGGGCAAGUCUGGGCCUGUUGCUGGGACCUGGUUUACCCUGCAAAGAGCAGAUGAGAACAAAUGUCAUCAAUGAGAUUAUGAGCACAGAGAGAGACUACAUCAAGCACCUCAAAGACAUCUGUGAGGGUUACAUCAAACAGUGCCGCAAAAGGACAGACAUGUUCACUGAAGAGCAGCUUCGUACCAUCUUUGGGAAUAUCGAAGAGAUCUACCGAUUCCAAAGGAAGUUCCUCAAAGGUCUCGAGCAGAAGUUCAACAAGGAGCAGCCACAUCUGAGUGAGAUUGGUUGCUGCUUCCUUGAACAUCAAACAGAUUUCCAGAUCUAUUCAGAGUAUUGCAACAACCACCCCAAUGCCUGCAUCCAACUCUCCAAGUUGAUGAAGGUCAACAAGUAUGUAUUCUUCUUUGAGGCUUGCCGACUGCUUCAGAAGAUGAUUGACAUAUCUUUGGAUGGUUUUUUGCUGACUCCAGUUCAGAAGAUCUGCAAGUACCCGCUGCAGCUGGCAGAACUGCUCAAAUAUACCAACCCUCAGCACAGGGACUACAAAGAUGUGGAGGCAGCUUUGAAUGCCAUGAAGAAUGUUGCCAGGCUUAUAAAUGAGAGAAAACGGCGUCUUGAGAACAUCGACAAGAUCGCUCAGUGGCAGAGCUCCAUUGAGGAUUUUGAGGGUGAAGAUGUCCUCAGCAGAAGCUCUGAGCUCAUCUUUUCGGGAGAGCUGACCAAACUAUCCCUGCCUCAGGCUAAGAGUCAACAGAGAAUGUUUUUCCUUUUUGACCAUCAGAUGGUGUACUGUAAAAAGGACCUCCUGCGCCGAGACAUGCUUUACUACAAGGGCCGGAUUGACAUGGACCACAUGGAAGUAAUAGAUCUGGAGGAUGGUAAGGAGAAAGACUUCAACAUCAGUGUAAAAAAUGCUCUGAAACUGCGCUCGCUAGCUGGUGAUGAAGUCCACCUCCUAUGUGCUAAGAAGCCUGAGCAGAAAGAGCGCUGGCUCCGAGCCUUUACUGAUGAGAGGAGGCAGGUCCAGCAAGACCGCGAGACAGGGUUCACUCUCACAGAGGUCCAGAAGAAACAGGCCAUGUUGAAUGCUGGCAAAAGCCAUCCAGCUGGGAAACCCAAAGCGGUGUCCAGACCUUAUUAUGACUUCCUCCUGAGGCAGAAACACCCCUCUCUCCCCUCUGCUUUGCCCCAGCAGCAGGUCUUUAUGCUGGCUGAGCCCAAGCGCAAGACCUCCACCUUCUGGCACAACAUUGGCAGACUGACGCCCUUCAAGAAGUAAAAAAACUGUAAGGAAAAAAAAGCCUUGGAGAAACGGAACAGAGAAGGAGAAAGAGUCUCUGUUCGUGCCUGAAUAGACCGUUUUUAACCCUUCCUCUCUUUAAUUCCUACACAUAAUAUCCUCUAAUUAUUGAUUUAUUGUAUAGAUAUGAAUUGAAUAUGUUAUCUUUUGAAAGCACUUUAUAUGUUGGUUAACAAUCAGACAUGGGAAUGGUCCUCUAGAGACAAUGAGUCAGAUAGGUAGAGUAAACUCUUGGUUCACUUAAUAAUAGACCUUGAAUCAAGCACUGAUUGGAACUAAAACUACUACUGUACUGCUACUGUACUGCUACUGUACUAGUACUGUACUAGUACUGUACUAGUACUGUACUGCUGCAGGUGAGUGUGGGACUCCUGACUGUGCUGUCUCUGUGAGGACGUUGCCUGUCAACAAAACCUUGUUUAUUUUCACUCUUCUGUUGCUUCAUGAUUUGACAGAUGCCAAGUGUUUGUAGUGCCAGAUGAUCUGUUUUUAUAUUUGUUCCAUGUCUGCUUAUGAAGAGACAACAUUUCUUGUGCGUUUCCAUGUACAGAAAUAUAAUUUCAGCUAUGUUUUGUUUCGUGAUUAUGAUCCACCGGGAUUUGGUUUUGUACUUCUCUGGUGUAAUGUGCAAAUUCCUGAUGAAUAUCAAACGCAGCCCAAAGAAGAAUCGGCUCAGCACAUGUUCUCGGCUGUUCUGGCUCCACGGUCUGAACCUCGACGACUCCUGAUACCUGCUGUGUCAAUGAAAGUACGCAACUCGCUCGAUUUUCUUUUUCUUUCUGUUCUUUGUUGAAGUGCCAUUUGAAGUGUGUCAUGGAUGCUUUACAAUGACAUGCAUGGAUGUGCUUAAAAGAAAUACUGUGAGGAAUAUUUUUUUAUCUCUGAAGAGCCCUGCUAUAUUUAACCUGAUAGCUGGUUAAAGCUGGUUUCAUUGUGCAGCCAUGCUGACAGCAUCUCUCUGUCUCACACACACACUCUUUUAUCUACCUGUAUUUCUGAUAUUCACUAUUCCUGCUCUGUGUAUCUGAUUUCCAGUAUAAUCUCAUGUCAGAUCAGUGCAGCCCGGCGAUAUUGCUCUGUAAGUGCAUUUAGUGAAAUGUACUCCUUACUCCUUUCUGUUCAAAAAUUAAACGUUCCUAAAAUGACACAUGUCGCUUCAA